This is a messenger RNA of Diatraea saccharalis (sugarcane borer), 882 nucleotides long. Lineage: Eukaryota; Metazoa; Arthropoda; Insecta; Lepidoptera; Crambidae. The record is from the annotation of a GenBank genome assembly.
AUGUAUCACUAUUGCAUUAGUAUCAAAAUUGCAUUAGAUGAUUUUAGUCUUAGUUACCGAUUUUAGUCACCGAGCCUAGACCCUUUUCCCAGCUGCUGCAUACAGGUAUAUUUCUGCUUCUUGUUCUUCUUUGUUUCUUUUAUCGUGUCAAUGUUUAAUAAGUGAUGUAAUUGUGUGUUGCUGAGAAAUAUACUUUUUAUCUAUCUAUAUAAUGCAGGUUCGAUCAGCAACAUCGACGACGCGGAAUACGCGUGCAACGCGACCGCCGUGCGCAAGGUGAUAUCCGGCGUGGUCGGCGCCGCCUCCAGCGUCACCUCCGUGCAAGUGUCGUUUUUCUCCACAUCUCCUGAGCUCUCCAACAAAGCAAGAUUUGAAUACUUCACACGAACUAUCCCCUCUGAUCUUCACCAAGUGCGGGCUAUGGUCGAGAUUGUAAAGAAACUCGGCUGGAGUUACGUCUCAAUAAUAUACGAAGAGUCCAGCUACGGAAUAAAGGCAUUUGAAGAAUUAGAAGCACUUUUGGCACGCAAUGGCAUCUGCAUAGCUGUCAAGGAGAAGCUGGUGAAAGACUCGGGAGUGGCAGAUGAAAGGGCAUAUGAUGAAAUCGUUCAGAAACUUCUGACCAAGCCACGUGCAAGAGGUGAGUCAUAUCACACAUGUCUACAACACUCAGGUGUCCAAAUUCAUUUAAGAAGUGGCAUUCGUUUACAUUGAAUCGGUAAUAAUGUUUCGUGACAUAAGUGAAGUGAGUUUUCGAAAUAACAUAGGAAUAGAAUAUCUGAGUGUAGGGACACAUAUGCCUACAUGUACAUGUACAGUUUAGUUUGUAAGAUGUUUAUAAACAAUUUGUUAGCGUCUGUAGAACAAAGACUUUUUAACUAG